This is a messenger RNA of Carica papaya (papaya), 1525 nucleotides long. NCBI's taxonomy places the organism in Eukaryota, Viridiplantae, Streptophyta, Magnoliopsida, Brassicales, Caricaceae. The record is from RefSeq and is a predicted model, not a curated record.
GAAAUGCAAAAAUUCCAAGAAAUAAUCAAGAGAGAGUUGCUUCACACGGCAAUUGGCAAUUCUUGAUUGCCCACUUUUGUAACUGUAACUGUUGAAGCUCUUGCAAAAAUUUGGGGGCUUUUUGUUUGCUAAUACAGUUUUUUAUAACCAUCUUUCUUAAUUACUCUUUCAAUCUCCUCGGUCUGUUUGGAUCUAUCAAAUGAAAUCUCUGCAUUUCUUCUUCCUCUUCACUUUUUUUCUUCUUCUUUCCUCUCGCUUCUCCUUUUCUUCAUCUCCAUCAUCAUCUUCUUCUUCUUUACAUUUAACCCAACUGUUUGACGAUUGGUGCAAACAAUAUAGUAAGACAUACUCGUCCGAGCAGGAGAAGCUGUAUAGGCUCAAAGUCUUUGAAGACAACCUUGCCUUUGUUACCAAGCAUAACCUCUUCUCAAACGCUUCUUAUUCUCUUUCCCUCAACGCCUUCGCGGAUCUCACUCCCCAUGAGUUCAAGGCCUCUCGUCUUGGUCUCUCUGCUGCGCCUUUUGCUCUUCAUACUUCGUUUUCUCAUCACGUCGGUGGCCCUGUUGGCGAUCUUCCCGCUUCUGUCGAUUGGAGAAAGAAAGGAGCAGUCACCUCUGUCAAAGAUCAGGGCGCCUGCGGCGCAUGUUGGUCAUUCUCAGCCACAGGAGCUAUAGAAGGCAUAAACAAGAUUGUCACUGAUUCUCUAGUCAGCCUCUCUGAGCAGGAGUUGAUUGACUGUGACAAAUCUUAUAAUAAUGGCUGUGAGGGUGGUCUCAUGGAUUAUGCAUAUAAAUUUGUUAUAAAUAACCAUGGAAUAGACACUGAGGAAGAUUAUCCUUAUCAAGCUCGAGAUAGGUCCUGCAACAAGGACAAGUUGAAAAGACAUGUUGUGACAAUUGAUGGUUACACCGAUAUUCCUGCAAGUAAUGAGGACUUACUGCUUCGAGCUGUAGCAGUUCAGCCUGUGAGCGUAGGUAUAUGUGGCAGUGAGAGAGCAUUUCAGUUAUAUUCCAAGGGGAUAUUUACUGGCCCAUGUUCCACUUCAUUGGAUCAUGCUGUGCUGAUUGUUGGAUAUGGUUCAGAAAAUGGUGUAGACUAUUGGAUUGUAAAGAACUCCUGGGGACCGCAUUGGGGAAUUAAGGGUUAUAUUCAUAUGCUGCGUAACAGUGACAAAGCUGAAGGGAUCUGUGGUAUCAACAUGCUAGCUUCAUAUCCAGUUAAAACUAAGCCUAAUCCACCUCCACCACCUCCUCCAGGUCCCACAAGAUGUGAUUUUUUCACUCACUGUUCAGAAGGAGAAACCUGCUGCUGCACACGUCGAAUUUUUGGAAUAUGCAUUUCAUGGAAAUGUUGUGGGCUGGAUUCUGCUGUGUGUUGUAAGGAUGGCAGACACUGUUGCCCCCAUGAUUAUCCAGUCUGUGAUACAAGUAGAAACCAGUGUCUUAAGGUUGGUAACCAUAUCUACUCUUUCCAUAAGAUAUUAUGCUUGUUAUAUAUAAAACGCAAGUAACGGAUAGCUGAUUCG